Messenger RNA from Oryzias melastigma (Indian medaka), 1850 nucleotides. RefSeq names its product small nuclear RNA activating complex, polypeptide 2 (gene snapc2). Gene Ontology annotation, cellular component: nuclear body. Gene Ontology annotation, biological process: snRNA transcription. Gene Ontology annotation, molecular function: RNA polymerase II general transcription initiation factor activity. Bases 129 to 1376 code for a protein of 415 amino acids. The transcript has 6 exons. The record is from RefSeq and is a predicted model, not a curated record. Lineage: Eukaryota; Metazoa; Chordata; Actinopteri; Beloniformes; Adrianichthyidae.
AGAACUUACGUAAUGACGCAGCAGAGAGACGUCGGAAACCCAAACAGAGGUUCUUCUCCGGGUUAAGUUAAGCGUUUUUCCAUUUAAUUUGGUCACACAGCCGUGUGCCGGUGCCGUGUAGCGGGGAGAUGAAGCCUCCGGCCCGCAUUCGGAGCAAACCGAACCGGCCCAUACCGACCGACGGACCGGGCAGGCUGUCGUGCAGGUGGAACAAAGCAGAGCAGAGGACGCUGCGAGACGCGCUGGAGAAGCUCUCCAAAACCGCCGAGACAGACGCUGAGAUCGACUACAGCUUCCUGGGAAAACGUCUUCCGAAGCGGUCCAUUGCAGAGAUCCGCUCUGUGUUGGAUAAUCUUAAAGACAAGGCCAUCACCAACGCCGCCGUUAAGCUGGGAAAGAGGAGGAGAGAUGAGAGGGCCGCCAGAAAGCCCAUCGAAGAUUGGGCCCUCCUGGCCUCCAGUCUGGCGGGAUCUCUUGAAGAAACCAUUGAAACUGCUUUCUCUCAGGUCCUGAGCGUGUCCUCCACCGAGCCCUGCACUCUGAAGAACUGUGACCCACCCAGAGACUUCAAAUCCCCCACAAGUUUCGGUCCUCCUGUUCGCAUCGUCCCUGUGAAACCUGCAACUCAUCCUCCAACUCGAGUGUCAUCUAAAUCUCCAGCACUAUCGACAGGUCCAUCCAGAACAUCUUCUGCAAUAACACCAAAGAACGCUGUCUGUCCAGCUCAGAAAAAACCUGCAUCAGGUGAAGCCCCGCCCACCUCUGAGAUCCACACCACCCCGCUGCCGUCAGAGGACAACCCCUCAGCUUCUCCGUCUCCGUCCGCCCUCGGCCACCCCUCUUCCUCCGCGCGGUCCGACUCUGCAGCUGGAAAAGCGCAACAUCCUCAAAGGGUGAUGGAGGUGAAGCAGAUCGUGGACUUUGAGAGGAUCUACAACUUCCUGAGCGUGAUCCAGAAGCCUGAAGAGGAAAGUCGCCUCACCUCCAUGGAAAGUGCCAUCGUGUUGGACCUGUUGAUGUCCCUCCCAGAGGAGCUGCUCCUGCUGGACCUCAAAGGCCUCCACAACCAUAUGAUGAAGAUGUAUCGGUGUCUGACGGCGCCGAUCGACUCCUUGUCCGCCACCCAGCUGCUGAGUGAACUGAAGGACGGCGGCUGCACUCCGGCGGCGGAGCAGAGGGGCGAGGCGUCCGGCGGAGCGGCUGCAGGGGAGGACCAGCCUCCAUCUGGGAGCUCCUCCGGCCAAUCACAGGACUCCAACAAGAGCAAAACCGUCCCCCCCCUCAACCCCUUCAUGGUGCCGCUCAGCCUGUUGGUGCGUCAAGCAGAAAGUACCAACUCAGAGAUCCACAGGGGGGUUAGGUCCAGUUUGUUUUAGACUUAAGCUCCGCCUCCUUCCUCUGUGUCUUAGUUCCAGGUUUGACCUUCUAGAUUAUUAUAAUUGUUUACACAUGUUUUAUAAUAAAUAGAAGUCCAGAACAAUAUAAAGUUGAAGCAUUUCCAAAGGUUAUCCCAGAGUAUUUAUUGAUUGACUUGACUAUAUGUAACAUUUUGAUAAGUGAUUUUUUUUUUUUUUUAAAUAAAAGGGUUGACUUUUCUUACAGUUUAGCAUGUGUUUUGUUUUGUCUUCACACUGCUGUGACCCAAGGAACCAAAACCUUUCCUUAAAGUGAGGAGUAGUUGAGCAGGUGGAGACCAGCAGGGGGCAGCAGAGAUCUGAACUGGAGAACCAGCUUCAGUCCGCUGAAAACAUCUGAAGAGGAACUGAAAAUUUAAGGUGGACUGAUCCUCCAACAACAGCAACAGGACGGCACUUAGAGUUAAGUUGAGUAAAAACUAAAAAUAUAAAAAA